Molecule: messenger RNA, 1025 nt
Organism: Drosophila busckii
Lineage: Eukaryota; Metazoa; Arthropoda; Insecta; Diptera; Drosophilidae
Product: fumarylacetoacetate hydrolase domain-containing protein 2
Exons: 3
Coding region: 60-941 (293 amino acids)
Molecular function (GO): hydro-lyase activity
Source: RefSeq, a predicted model, not a curated record
CUUUUACAUAAUAAGAGAGUUUCGCAAGUUAACGCUUAGUCACUGCUAAACAGUAACAAAUGUUGGCUGCUAGAAUGCGUUUCGUGCAAUAUUUGCGUAAGGGUGACCUCUGCAAGCGCCUGGGUCUGUUGGCUGAGGAUCAAAAGUCGUUGGUGGAACUUUCCGGCGUGGAAGGUGUGCCCAAUGAUUUGAAAACAUUGAUUGCGCAGAAUCCCAACCUUGAGGAGCUUGCGCAGAAGGCACAAAAGCAGCCAAAGCUUGAUAUUUGCGAUGACGUCACGCUGCUGCCGCCGCUCACCGAUCCGGGUAAGAUCAUUUGCAUUGGCCUGAACUACCAAUGCCACUGUGAUGAGCAGCACAAGGAGCCGCCGAAGGAGCCAAUGUUUUUCAGCAAGUUCAACAACACGCUGGUGGGCCCAAAAGAUAAUGUCAUUGCUCACGCAAUAACCAAUAAAAUGGACUGGGAAGCAGAGCUGGUGGUUGUCAUUGGCAAAGUGGCACGUUGUGUGCCCAAGGAGAAGGCAUUCGAUUAUGUCUUUGGCUAUACCGUUGCCCAGGACAUUUCAGCGCGUGACUGGCAGAAGGAGCGCAAUGGUGGCCAGUUUCUGCUGGGAAAAUCCAUGGAUACCUUCUGUCCCCUGGGCCCUGCAGUAGUGCAUAAGAGUCUGGUGCAGGAUGUUUACAACUUGCCCCUGAAAACCUGGAUCAAUGGCGUGGAGAAGCAAAACGGAAACUCUGGCGAUAUGAUACAUAAGAUUGACUAUGUCAUUAAUAGACUGUCACAAUCCAUUACUUUGCUGCCUGGCGAUAUUAUCUUGACGGGCACACCAAAAGGUGUGGGCAUGUACCGUAGUCCACCUGAGUACUUGCGAGCUGGCGAUGUCAUCCAAACUGAAAUUCCCGGCCUGGGCACAAUGACCAACACUGUUAUCGCUCCUUAAAUGUAUACAACAGAUACAUAUGUUACAUGUAUUAUGUUUAUUAAACCAUAAAUUGCAUUUAAUCAAGCUAAUAAAAGUUAAACU